Molecule: messenger RNA, 1260 nt
Organism: Rosa chinensis
Lineage: Eukaryota; Viridiplantae; Streptophyta; Magnoliopsida; Rosales; Rosaceae
Product: bidirectional sugar transporter SWEET9
Exons: 6
Coding region: 97-978 (293 amino acids)
Biological process (GO): carbohydrate transport
Cellular component (GO): membrane
Molecular function (GO): sugar transmembrane transporter activity
Source: RefSeq, a predicted model, not a curated record
CUUUGUUUUGAUACUUCUCCCUAGCUAAACUCCCAACACUCUCAGUAUAACUAAAGAGCAGAGCAGAGCAGAGCAGAGCAGAGCAGAGCACCAAUAAUGGGAGCCCUUGAUCUUGAUCUUAUGGCUUCUGUGUUUGGAAUUUUGGGUACGAUCGUCGCGUUCCUCGUUUACCUAGCCCCACUACCAACAUUUUAUUGGAUUUUCAAGAAAAAAUCAACACAAGGAUUCCCAUCUAUACCCUAUUCAGUGUCAUUGUUUAGCGCCAUGUUGACAUUCUACUAUGCCUUCGUCAAGACAAACUGUUUGCUGCUCAUCACGAUAAAUUCCAUUGGCUGCUUCAUCGAAACCGUGUACCUUGUUGUGUUCAUGAUAUAUGCAACACCAAAAUCCAGGACUUUUACAACAAAGCUGCUUAUUCUGUUUAAUAUCUUGGGUUAUGGUUUGAUGUUAUUGUGUACAAGCCUAGUCCCAAAUGUUCUUGUGAGGUUGAAAGUUGUUGGGUGGAUAGUAAUCGUGUUCAAUGUCUGUGUGUUUGCUGCUCCUCUUACAAUUAUGAGGCAGGUUAUUAAAACAAAGAGUGUGGAGUACAUGUCAUUCCCUUUGUCAUUGAGCUUAACCCUGUGCGCUGUCAUGUGGUUCUUCUAUGGCCUUUUAAUAAGAGAUUUAUUCAUAGCGGCACCAAACGUGUUAGGGUUUGCGUUCGGAAUUGUUCAGAUGAUUAUGAUCCUCGUCUACAGGAAGAAAACCAAGAUAGCUGUCUUGACGGAAUUCCGUCUAGGUGAUCUGAUACCAAGCGUUGCUGCUCCACUAAAUGAUGACAUGACAGUAGCAAUUGUCAUUAAUUCUCGAUCGGAAGCUGGGGACGGAAAGAAGAGUUCUGAAACUGAUGAUGAUCAGAAUCCAUUGGAGGGCCGGCCCAAAGGCAAGGCGACCUUGGCCGCUGCCUACGGCGUCAUCUUGAGAAGGGGCUCAAUUUAAAUAAUUACGUCCUGUAUAUAUAUCUGUACUUAUUCAUGAACUUUUCAAUUCCAAAAAUAUGAAAUAAAAGGUACGAAGAGGCCCCUCAGCCUAAAGCAAAGAACUGGAAAGGACCUCUUGGAUACAAUACAAGCUCCCAAAAGCCUUUUUUUACAAUCUGGAUUCUGUAAUUGGUGAAGAGAUUAGAUUGUGGAUUCUGUAAUUGGCGAAUGCAAACUAAUUACUUAUUAGGUGUCAAGUACAUUUUAAACACGCAUAUAUGAAUGUUAAGAAUAUGUAACG